Eublepharis macularius is the source of this 2335-nucleotide messenger RNA. RefSeq lists its product as uncharacterized. Lineage: Eukaryota; Metazoa; Chordata; Lepidosauria; Squamata; Eublepharidae. The record is from RefSeq and is a predicted model, not a curated record. The transcript has 4 exons. Bases 230 to 916 code for a protein of 228 amino acids.
UGUCUGAGGCAAUUAUGCCCAUAAAAAAAAACACAGGAAGAACUACAGCUUGCCUGGAGGACUCAUCCUUAGACAGGAGAGUGAAAUCUAUUGCUCGUAAUCAUUUUCAAAUCACUUAGUUUGUUGUUUUUAAUUCUAGUAAAGUUGGAGUGCAGGAUCAUUAAAGGGUCUGGCAUGUGUUCAUAAACUCGGCCUUUUUUUAAAAAAAGUUGUUUUUUCUUUGUUGAGCAUGGCCUUCUCUUUCUGCUGCUGCUUUCCCUGUGCCACAGAGUCUUCGAGUGAGAGGGAGCCCCUCAAUGCAAAGCAUACAAGACAACAUUAUGAGCACACUAGACAAGAUCUCAACAGCAAAGGAGAGGCUGUCUCCUUUAAAUGGGUCAAUGUGUCUGAGAUAGAUACAAGGUUUGCUGACAUUGCCAAGACUUUCAACAAGAAGCAAGAGGAUUAUUGGGCUAUCCAGGCUGCCAUCCAGGGCCUGAAACAGUCUCAUUCCUGUUCACCAGCGAGUAGCCUUUCUGUGUGCAUAGAGAAAAUACAGCAGGAAAACAAUGAUUGUGGUGUGCAGGUGCAUAUGGAGGGAUACAGGUUUUGGCUGACUGCAAAGAAGACAGAGGUUCCUGAGAAACUGGAACAGGCUGUGCGGCAGGUGGGGGAGCUGAACCGUGCCACCAUAGGAGUCAUCAGUACAGAAAUACAACUCCAGGAAAUGAUAUGCUCAGUGCUCCGGAGGCAGGAUACGAUGAUGGAGAAAGCAAGAGAGGCAAACCCCGAGUACCUUGAUUGGAUCCGGAUACAAGGAAACCUGAGAGAAAAUAUCGAGAAAAUAAGUCUGGUCAAACAGCACUCAAAGAAAUAUGUGGACGAAGCCAAUAAUGUGCUGAGGGAAAUGUCCAAAUCAGCAAACUUGACCUUGUAAAAGCAGUUGAGAAUGAUGUGACCUAUCCCUGUCCCUUUCAUAAAACAAAAAUCAAUUAAGGGACUUGUGGUGGAAAAUCUCUUUGGGUAAUUUUGAUAUCGUGGCUGUAUGGAAAUUAAAACUGAUGCCAAGAGUUUGGGGAGAAGAAGUUGAUAUACUAACUUCAGCAAAACAUCAAAAAGAAAAUCCCAAAGUGUUGCCAUUGCCUACAAAACCACAAUAGAUCUACACUUGAUAGCUUCAUUGUUCAGGAAGUGGCAAGAAUUAAGCAUCACCAGUCAAAGAUAGGGCGCAAUUACCCUUUUGGAUCACAUCUGCCUUUAGCGAUUCAUACAUGCACUGGCGAGGCAGCUUUCAAACCUGUUUUCUAAUUGGCUGGUCUAAAUUGACAAGAGAUAACCAGUCUAAUUUGUCCUAUUUCACUGGGCCAACAUGAAAACUCCACCUUUUAGAACUGUUGUUUUGGAAGAGAGGCUUUUGCUUAUGGGUGGGUGGAGGCUGUCAUCACUCAACCACGGAGUAGAGAUAAGCAGAUUUCCCCACUUCCAUUCCUUCAUCGUUCCAGAAAUGUGUCUGUGCUGUGCUCCAUUCCCUAUUCCCAUUUUAAAUAGGAGGAUUCCUAAGAUUAAUUGUGGAAUUGCAGCCACAUACUUCAUUACAGCGUCCAGUUUGCAUCAUUUCCCCUUCUGCAUUAACAAAGACGGUUGGUUGACAUAGCAUGGGAGCCCCUUGUUAGGAAUGAAGGGGUGAUCUCCCAAACAAAUCACUCCUCUCCGUUUAGGCUCUGAUACGACAGGCCACUCAUUUGCCCGGGAACAAUGGUUCUCCUGUUCUGUAGCUGAAGCAAAUGGAAUUUAAUUGAACAUCUGCACUCCGUUGCAGAAGUUUAACUCUUAUCACAUGAUUUACACUAUAACUACUACUAAGAUACACCCGUAAGUGCGAGACUGCUUGAUAAUAGUUAGCAUGAGAAGUUCACUAACAAAAUAAGUUAUGUUUUGUCAAAGGAUCUUCCUUGUCCUGUAUAUAUCUGCUCACUAGAUGCUGUGAGUUGUUCCAUGAUCUUCUUUACAUCAAAGGUGGCUGGGUUGGGUGAGCUCUCGUUUGUCUGCUGCGAUGUCUCUUGUUUUAUUAGACACCUUCUUGGAUGAGAUCUACAGAAUAACUUCCAUCCUAGCACGACAAGGCAAAAUUUGUUAGGAGAGCUUUGGAAUGACAAUUUUAAGGUGGCGAUUAUUCUGGUUUAUGGUGUUAAAGCCUGGGUUGAUCAUUGAAGUCUGUAUUGCCUUACAUUUGUUUGUAUAUAAUUUGGUGUGUGUGUGUGUGUGUCCUGUUUCUAAAAUAGUGCGGUGAGCUGCUUGGAGAAACAAGAUACAGAUUUUUCUAUAACAAUGAAUAAACGUAUACAGACAAUAUUGA